Messenger RNA from Patella vulgata (common limpet), 8254 nucleotides. RefSeq names its product rho guanine nucleotide exchange factor 17. The transcript is spliced from 23 exons. The record is from RefSeq and is a predicted model, not a curated record. Bases 506 to 5203 code for a protein of 1565 amino acids. Lineage: Eukaryota; Metazoa; Mollusca; Gastropoda; Patellidae. Gene Ontology annotation, biological process: actin cytoskeleton organization. Gene Ontology annotation, molecular function: protein binding; guanyl-nucleotide exchange factor activity.
UUUAAUACGCAUCGAUCAUUUCCAUAAGGACAAUUCUACUAGUAAUAAGGAUGUCCUGGAGGGGUAUAGAAGCUUUAAGUACGCAAAUCAGUCGUUCUUGAACUCCCCUCCGAGGCUGCGCUGAGAUUGACGAGCAGCCGACAAAAGUUCCAAAAUGGCGGAGGUGGAUUGAAAUUAGAGGUGGUAUAAAAUGACCUGAAAUAAAGUGUAUAAUGGGUAGAUAACCCUACUGUGUUUUAAUGGAAGUAUAUGUACUCAUGGAUUAAUAAAAAAAUUAAAUUGAAUGAGCGUAAAGAAAAUAAUAAUGUGCUGAUUGACAUUUGAAAAACAUAUAAUUUUAUUACAAGUGAAUGGAGUUAGUUUAUUGUGUAUUAAGAAUCUGGAUUCUCUAAUACCUAUGUGUUCAGAAAACUGCUCAUAUUUACUUCUCUUUCUGAAUUAAUGAUUUAUAAAUCUUGUUUUCCUAUUCCCCUACUCCUCUUUUGUGUUCUUCCCCUCCAUUGCUAUGGAGGCAAAAGGAAAUGAAGAGGAACCUCCAAAGCUAGUCAUACCAAAGUCAAGUUCUUUUUCUCCAAAAGUAACACGUCCAAAAUUACCCUCUUUUGCUAGAAAGCGAUCUUCUAGCCCUAGACAUAAAACAGACCCUGGCCAUGGAGAAAUACAAGCUAUUAUGCAAGAUAUUCUUAAUUUAAACAAGGUGGAUUUUGUCAAAACGUAUAGCCGUCCUAUUACUCUGCGGUCUCAAAUUGCACAAAAAUCUUCAUCAACUGAUACAUCACCAACAGCCUCACCAGCUGCUGGAUCGCCAACAGUUGACGACCCCAGACAAGGCUUUACUAGAAAUCGGAGUCGAAGUCUCAAAUUGCUCACAAACAAAUUGAAGAAGUUCGGACCAGAUGAAAAAGUUAAGCUUACAGAUCCCAACACAGUCUCUGAAGAAGUGAAAGCCCACAUGAUGGAGGUCGAGAAGUCUGCUGGAUCUGGAGAAGAUCUAGAUGAAAUGAGUAAAUCUACAGAUUCAGAAUCCAAAGCUCCAAGUUGUGAUUCUCCAGUUCCAGAUGCUGAUACUUUAUUGGCCAUGCGAAAAAUUUCACAAUGCACCAGUGCUGAUGAAGAUUCUUCCAGAGAAUUCUUUGAUGAAGCUGAGGAGAAUGCUUUAAGUGAUGCAGGAGGAGAAGGUCAUUUAGCAUGUGGACAAGACACUCCCAAGAUCUAUGCUGAUGAUGAAGGCCUUGGUAACAGUGAUGAACACCAGAAUCCGGUAGUCAGUACAUUUACAUAUCAGCCAAUUGGAAGAAAUUCGCCAUUUCUAAAACUAGCUGCCACUGCACCAUAUCCUAAACGGAGAACGGGUAUUACAACGCUGAAGACAUUAAACAAAGUUCAAAAUUUAUAUGGUAAAGGUGAUGACGAUGGUGGCAGCAGACGACAACAACGCCUUGAAGGUUCAUCACCAAAUAAUGCUCAGAAAGCCUCCCCGGUAAGAUUUAUUACACACCCUCCACAUAGAAAAGCUGCAUUCCAUGAAGAAGGUGCAAUGGAUAGUAAUGGUUUUGCAGCUUUUAAAUCAUCAUCAGGAGAUAGUGAUGAAGAAGGUAAACAAAGUCAGACGUCGCUAGCAGAUAGCCAUCUGUGUCCUAGUGAUGGUGGAGACAUUGAAUCAUAUCAGGAUGCAGUAGAAAGUGUCACAACAGAAGGAAAUGAUCCAGAAAAACAAGAUCGUAAAAAUGGUAAAUCCGUCAAACAAAAAUCAAAAAGUGAUCCAGGAGGAAAUAAAUGUGCCAAUAUGGGUGAAUUUCCUUCUGUCACAGAUUCUUCGGUAUCUCAGAGUGCACCACUCUUGUCUAAGGAGGAUAGAUUUGACAGUAUUGAUGAGGACUAUUGUGUCUCUGAGGACGAUUCAAAAACAGGGGCAACUCCUGAAAGGUAUAUUUUGAUAGGUGGAGAUGAAAGUGGUAAUGAAAGAACAUCGGAUGAAGAUGACAAACCAGAUAGACAGGAACGUGAACGGUCACCACGUGAUACUCUUAGUCCUGUCAAACAUGGAAGAACAUCUGCAUCCUCUGUUUUUUCAUCAGCUCCUCCGUCCCCUAAAUGUCAGUCCCCAACUAACGUGCCUGAUUCAUCAGACAAUCUUCUAAGUGUGCCAACCCCUCGCAAACCCAUUUUACGAAGUGCCAGCUCUGCUAGUGUAUUACAGAGAGAUAGACUCAAAUUUGGAUCUAGCAGUGGAAAAGACAAAUCGGACGUGAUACGAAAGUACAGUAUUACAACUGAUGAUAAUAAUAAAGGGAACACUUUAGUACCUGAUUUUACUCCUCUUGGUGAUACAGGAGGAGCUACUAGUAUGCCUUCAGUAUGGAGGGAUCGGAUACUUACCUCAGAUUCACCUGAACGUGAUCCCGACUUUGUUAAGGAUAAACGAUAUCAUAUAGUAGAAGAAUUGUAUCGUAAUGAAAAGGAGUAUGUGGAGACAUUAAAGACACUUAAAGAUAAAUAUAUGGUACCUCUUAAAACUCAGAGCAGCUUGGAUGAGAAUAUAGUAGAUAAUAUAUUCUAUAUGAUACCUGAAAUAUUAAUACAUCAUUCAAUAUUCCUAGAUUUUCUCGAUAAUGUCUGGAAAUACUGGAACCCAGCUACCAGUACAGUUGGCAAUAUUAUUACUAGUAUUUUUUCGAAGCAGACGGUUUUAGAGAGUUACUUAUCUUUUGUUGAGAAUUAUAAAACUUCUGGUAAAGCUUUUGAACAUGCUUUACAGACAAAGUCUUCAGUACAGAAGUUUGUUGAGAACUGUCAGAGAGAAAGUGGUAUUAAAUUAUCUAUGAAAGACCUGAUUGUUCGUCCUAUACAACGUAUACCAAGAUAUGAAUUACUUCUUCAACGUUUAAUCAGCAGUACACCAUUAGAUCAUCCAGAUUACCCUUUACUGGAGAAAGCUGAGAAAAGGAUGCAUGAUCUGGCCUUGAAGAUUGGCUCUGUUAAUGAUAGUCAACACGAAGAAGACAUGCAAGAAACUCUUAAAAAACUAGAACUCCUUCUCAUUACAGAUUUGGCAGUACCAGAUCGAGCCUAUUUACGACAUGACAUGGUGCAAAUAAUAAAUAAAAAGGACCAAUGUUGUAUCUGGCUUUUUUCGGACCUCAUUAUCGUUAGCAGUAUGAAACGGAAAAGUGGCCCUGUUCCUCGCAAAGUUUCAAUCAUACUUAAAACUCCUGCAGGUCAAGAUUUUGCAGAAAAUACCAAACAUAAAGUAUGGCUUCGUAUUGGACUUGAUGAUAUUGAAAUUGUUAAAACUCAAGGCACAAUACAACGUAAACCAACAAUAGAUCGUGAUCUAAUAGAAGAAGAUAUAAAUCUUAUUAAUCAGAUAUCUGAUUUAUCUACAAGACUCUCCGUAUCACAUUCAGGUUUGGAUGAUGCUUUACGUGAGGUAUCUUCUCUAUUAAAUAAACAGCUAACAGAUUCGCAACUUCGCAGUCCACAAACAGAAUCAAAUAAACUAGAACUACUUGUUACAGCACAAGAGGGUAUUCUACAUCUUGUUAUCAGUUUCAUAUCGGGAGAAAAGAGAGCAUUAUGGGAGAAUAGUUUCUACGAGGCUAAAAAUAAACUUUCUCUGCUCUCUGAUAAAAGAGCACCAGAAUUUUUACAACCGUUACAAAUAACUAAAACAAGGGCUGGAAUGCAGUUUUCGUGUGCAGCACCUAUAGAUGGAUUAAGUAAUAGUGGUUUUCGUGAUGUAUGGGUGUGUAAUAGUGAUGGUUAUGUGGGACAUAUGUGUUUGUUAAGUUUACAGCCUGAACCUAUAGUGACAUUAAAUACCCCUGUGCCUGGUUGUAAUGCCAGAAUAUUGUGUAUAUCCUCUGUGCCUGCUUAUAUUGGGGCCUUCCGAAGAAAGAGUAGUCAGAAAGGUAAAGGAAGAACAUUAGAAACUUUACCAUCAGAAGAUUCUAUCAGUGAUAAACCUAUUGAAGGUCCUACUAUAAAUGUAGAGAAAUGUGAAGAAGAAGAUAUGGAGACUGCAGGAGAAGAUGGCUAUCAGUCAGAUUCAGAAUCAAGUGAUGAUGAACCACUAGCUUUUAGUCAUCAGGAAAAAUUAUUUGUUAGAGAAGAGAUCUCAGACGAAGAGGGUAGUAAACCAGUUCCAACACCAACUUUUAAAUCUACUCCUGAUCCUAUAACUACAAGUGGUAACUGGGUACAAGAUGCUAUGAAAAGUACUAUGUGGUUGGGUACUGAAGAUGGCUGCAUUCAUAUUUUCCAGUGUACAGACAACAUAAAAACUACCAAAAACAAGCUAAAAAUUCAACAUACUUCUGCUGUCUAUGGCAUUGUAUAUUUGGAUAAUAAAGUAUUUGUGUCUUUAGCUAAUGGUGAUUUAAUUGUGUAUAAGAGAGACCAAGGUAUGUGCCGGCAUGAGGGCUUGUGGAAUACCGCGAAUCCAUACACAAGAACUAUAGGCAGUGCCCAGUCUCCUAUAGCUAAAAUGUUAGCUGUAGCAGGAAAGUUAUGGUGUGGUUGUCAAAAUACUAUAUAUGUUAUAAACCCAUCAACGCUUGGCAUAGAGAAAUCCUUUAUUGUAAAUAUGGAUUCCAAUAGAGCUGUACAAUGUAUGGUCUGUUCGGGUCAAGGGGUAUGGAUUGCCUCACAACAAAGUUCAAAAGUCAACCUGUUUCAUGCCACAACCUAUGAAUUCCUGUUAGAAGUGAGCAUAGCACAAGCUGUGUCACAGAAACUACAGUCGGCUGAUGAUAUUAUCCGACAACAUAAAGCAGCAUGUCUGCGAUUGACAGCCUUAUUAGUGUGUAAAGAUUUAUUGUGGGUGGGUACUAGCGCUGGCGUUAUACUCACAAUACCUAUUCCAAAGAUAACCUCGACUACGACAAAUGGCUCAUUAGCCACACCUUCUGUAACUGGUCUUGUUCAUGGACAUACAGGUCAUGUACGAUUCCUUACAUGUGUAGAUAUUUCUAAUGCUGGUCUUCCUAAAUCAACUGAUUCCACUUCUAAAGACAGUGCUGAAAGUUACCCUUUACCUGACCUCCACCGAAGGUCGUCAAUGGCGACUAUGACUGCUACCAUGGCAACACGUAUGCUAGUUAUAAGUGGUGGAGAUGGUUACGAGGAUUUUCAUAAUAAUUCAGCUAAUGAAUCAGCUGGUAGAGAUGACAGUACAAAUCACCUGCUGCUUUGGCAGGUGUGAUCAACAUACAUGUAUGACCAAGGUGGAUGAAAGGAAUAGCAAUUAAUAGAAGAUUAGCAGUAAUUGACUACAAUUUUGAUAAUAUGUGAUAUCAAUACUUAUAUCACACAGUCAUAGUAUUCAAAAUUUUAAAAGCUGAAUUCUCUUAAAUUAAAUUAGGUGAUCCAUCUGUUUCUAUAUUCUAACAAAAGAUAGAUAACUAUAACAGCUACUCAAAUCAACUUUUAUAAAGAUUCUAGGUACCUAUUAAGCUUUCAUGAUUAAAAAAUGUGUCAGUGAUGUCAUCAAUGAUACCAGAUCUUUCAUUAUGGUAUUAUCAAAUCUAGAAAUGAUGAUGUUUUUAGUAAAUCAUUCAAAUAUGUUUAUGUUGUAUGUCCAAAUUUAUAUUACCUGUUAUUCAUCAUUCUUUACUUUCUAGUUGAGAACUGCAGGUUCUGAUUCUAUCAUAUAUUAAAUAUAGAAAUAGGUGGACUGUAUCUGUUAAAUGAUCUGACUAUGGAUUAUAGAUCUGUUCAAAUUGACACCAUGUUGGCACUGUGGCUUUAAUAACACACAUAUAUAAUUUUAUCCACCUUGUUCUGUGUACGAUUAAUCAAAUUGUAAAGCGAUUAUGUAAAUAUAUCAAUUGUGGUGCUCAUAAUACCUUGGUUGUGACUUUCGACAUCAACCCUAAAAGUAUUUAAACAACAAAUACAACAUGGAGUAUUUUAUCUAAAGUGUCUAUUUAUUAUGAUUUGUACAUAGUGAACAUAAUGUACAGAAGAGAUUUACUAGACAAAAUGUCAUGUUAUUUGUCUCCAUCAUUUUAUUGACGAGAAAGAUACAGCACAGGCAAUGAGUGCCUUAUACCGACCUAUGACUUUCACUUCACUUCAUAACAUAAGUGCUAUUAAUCAGAUGUUAUAAUGACUGACUCAAAAAGAAACUAGUUCAAAUUUUCACACAAGUAUUCAUGCAGUGAUUGCUUAUUUUAUCAUCACAAGUGAUUAUCGGUAACCUCUUUUUUUUUCUUGAGAUACAUCAUGACUUCUGGAAUUUUUACAUUCUGAACCUGUAAUAACAAGCCUUUAUGUUUUCAUCUUAUUGUUUAUUUUUAAACUCUUAUUUUAAAGAUUUGUUCCCUUGAGAAGUUAAUCUCAAAACUUAUGUUUAUCUAAAAAGAUCUAAUGCUUCUAAUGAACAGGAAAAAUAAAUUUAUGGUCCUAGAACUUUUAAUAUUUUUUUUUAUCUUGUCAGCCAGUAAAGUGGCACCCAUUUGGGGUUGCCGACUCACUUGCAUGAUAUAAUUUCAUGAAUUUUGAAUUAAUUGUGAAUACAGAUGUCAAAUAAAAUGAUUAUUGAGAGAAAAAAUGAAUCAUACAAGACUUUAAAAGUUAAAUUAUUUAAUAUACAGUUUAAAUUGUUCAAUAUUUGAACGGUGGAAAGUCUUUAUUUAUUUCGACAAAUGCCAUAAUUUGAAAAGCUCGAAAAACACAUGAAUUUACAUUUAUAUGGUUUUCAGGCAAUCAAACAUGGUUUUGUUUUCUUGUAUUUGAUAUUUUAUUAUUUGUUUGUAAAUUUAGUUUUACAUUAUUAUCAUCAUGGUGUUUUGACUUGUCUCAAUUGCAAUAUUUGUAGUAUUUUUAUUUAUAAGUAUAUUAUGUUUUUUGUUAGAAAUGUUCCUUUAAUUGUUAACAUUAGAUUGCCUGAGAACUACAUAAUGUGUAUAUUAGAAAUUGUCUUUUAAAAGAGAAAUUAAUCAGAUUUGUUUUCAUUCAUAAUUUUGCUUUAUCACUUUUUGUUCAUUUCAUAAUUGAAACAUCAAAAAAUCCUUAUUUCAGUAUUAUUUAUUUAAUUUAUUAUAAUUUUACUUAUAAGUCUUUUGCAAAGUCCCAGUACAGAAAUUGAACAAAUAAAAUAUUUCAGAUUGCAAUAACUAUAUAAUUGUUGACCCAUUUCGUAUUAGAAGUAAAAGGGCUGUUCGAUGUAUCUUUAAGUCAUCGCUGUACUUUUUAAUGGAAAUCGGUCAACACUGUCUUUUAGUACUUGUUUAAUAUAAAUAUGUUCAUUUAAGCUGCAUAUCUUUUAGACAGAAAUAUCUAAUAAUAGAGUCCAUGAACAUUAGCAAUAUAAAUUACUUGAAAAUGGAAAACAAAAUUCAUUUCAGUUUUCUAUCUCCAAGCAGAAAUAUGUUAGAAAGUAAAUUUGUUUGUCUAUUCAACCAAAUGUAUGAAAUGAGCAAGAGUACUGAAAAUGUCAUUCAGACGCAAUAAUUUGAUAAGUAAAUUAAAGGUAAAUAUGUGACUCGUAAUAAAAAAAGAAAUAAGCAAUAUUUUCAUACAUCACAUCUUGAUAUACAAACUUACUUAAUUUUCCAAAUACAGAAACAUGAUUUAUUAUUUACCAUUAUAUAUAUAUAUAUAUAUAUAGAGAGAUGUACAAGAUGUAGAUCUGUGGCCAUAUAUUAUUAUUAUUAGCAAUAACUUUUACAAACUGCACACAUUUUUUGAAGUAAUUUAUCUUUUUAUUAUUAUUAUAUAUUAUUGUACCUCAUUAUUUUGUAAAAAGUGUAUCGUAAAUCCAACCAAAAUGUGCGUGCACAUCCCUGUAUUAUAUUUCUCUAGUCGUAGAACCAUGUUUUUAGAAGUGGCAUAAAUAAUUCAGCCAGAAAACACAGUGAAUUUAUUCUUAGUGCAAUUAUUUAUGAUUUUUAAAACCCAAAACUGUUGAUCAAAAGUGUCAAAUAUUUGUUGAUAAUAGGUGUAAAAUUAAAACCAUGCCGGCUAAUAUCAAAUUUCUUUAUUUCGACUUACAUCAAAAUAUUUAUUGGCUAAACUUAUGUUGCUGUGCUUUAACUGUAUUACUUUACCUGGUUGACUCCAAAAGCUAAAAUUAAAACUGGCCAUUUUUUUUUUUAGACUGAGUUAUAAUGUAAGUAAACUGGCAACAUGUCUUGGAUAUUAAUUUUCUAUCAUGAGGCUUCUUAUGUAGCUUAAUGUGUGCAUUCUGUUAACAUAUCAGUGUUCCUGAUGGCAUGCACCUUUACAUUAUCAAAUAAAUUGGUUACAUUGC